This is a messenger RNA of Phascolarctos cinereus (koala), 4394 nucleotides long. Its product is annotated as long-chain-fatty-acid--CoA ligase ACSBG2. The record is from RefSeq and is a predicted model, not a curated record. Gene Ontology annotation, molecular function: long-chain fatty acid-CoA ligase activity. NCBI's taxonomy places the organism in Eukaryota, Metazoa, Chordata, Mammalia, Diprotodontia, Phascolarctidae. Gene Ontology annotation, cellular component: endoplasmic reticulum; membrane.
CAGGGUCAGCUCGUCCCGCCGCGGGGGCAGGAUCUGGGCCCGCCCCCUCAGCCGGCAAGGACUAAAGGCGGCUUCGCGUGCUGAGCCCGCUAUCGCUGCUUCUGCCGCUGCUCGGAGGAGCUGGUGCCAGGCGAGCGGGCGGCUCCCUGCACCCCUAGCUCAGGGAAGCAUGCCUGAUGAGCAUCCUGUGUGUGCUGGAGUUGCAGAAUCUAUGCCUGCCCUGUGCUCUUGAAGUCCUACACAGCCCUGCCUGACGUCUCUCAGGAUGAUGUCCAUGUGGAUGUUGCCUCCAGCCCUGUGAAGGACGAUCUCUGUGUUCCAGGAGAAGGUAAAACUGAGAAUACUGAAAGAAAGGCUCCUCAGGCAGAAAUGCAUCAAUCCAAAAUGGGAGAAGUGGCUCAUGGUGGAUCCCCAGGAUUGACCUCCUCAGAUGGUCGUGCUCUGUGGACCGUGCAUCGGGAUGGAGAAGUCCAGCUAAGGAUGGAGAAAUAUGGCUAUGGGAGUGAGACUCCAAUGACUGUUCAUCAGUUCAUGAGGGAAGCUGUCAUGAAAUAUGGAGAUUACAUGGCCCUUGGAACGAAAAAGAAAGAUUACUGGCACAUGCUGUCUUACAGAGAAUAUUACCUAGAGUGUAGGAAGGCCGCCAAGUCUUUUCUCAAGCUUGGCCUUGAGCGCUUCCAUGGCGUGGGGAUCCUGGGAUUUAAUUCUGCAGAAUGGCUCAUCGCCGACGUUGGCGCCAUCUUUGCUGGGGGACUGGCUGUUGGCAUUUAUAGCACCAAUUCUCCGGAAGCCUGUGAGUAUGUCAUUAACCACUCUCAGGCCAACAUCUUGGUGUUGGAGAAUGAAACACAAUUACAGAAGAUUCUCCAGGUUAGGGAAAAAUUAAGUCACCUGAAAGCAAUUGUCCAGUACAGGGAGGAGAUCAAAGUAAAGAGGCCAGACCUUUAUUCUUGGGAUGAAUUCAUGGCCCUGGGAGAGAGUGUGCCGGAUGAGAAGCUGGAAGAGGUCCUUGACACCCAGAAGCCCAACCAGUGCUGCACGCUGAUCUAUACCUCGGGGACCACCGGACCGCCUAAGGGGGUGAUGCUCAGCCACGACAACAUCACGUGGACGUCCAGCAUGGCGACGAGCAGCCUCACGUUGAAUUCUCCCCCGGAGCAUCAGGAGAUUGUGGUGAGCUACCUCCCCCUCAGCCACAUUGCUGCCCAGAUGAUGGACCUCUGGUUACCCAUGAAGAUUGGGGGCACCACGUACUUUGCUCAGCCCGAUGCCCUCAAGGGCACCUUGUCUACGACGUUACGAGAGGUGAGGCCCACGGCCUUCCUGGGAGUGCCCCGGGUCUGGGAGAAGAUGCAGGAGAAGAUGAAGGAAGCCAGCGCCAAUUCUUCCACAUUUAAGAAGAAAAUAGCCGCGUGGGCCAGAGCCACUGGUUUUCAGAAGCGCGUGAGACAGAUGAAUGGGGAGUCAUAUUUUUCCCUGAGCUACCAUCUGGCCAAGUGGUUGGUGUAUUCCAAAGUCCGUGUUGCCCUGGGCCUAGACCGCUGUGUCCAGUACUUCAGUGGGGCCGCCCCCAUCACCAAAGACACCCUGGAGUUUUUCCUGAGCUUAGACAUUCCUGUGUGUGAGCUGUACGGCAUGAGUGAGAGCUCGGGACCCCACACGAUCACCCACCGAGAUUGCUUCAAGCUGCUAAGCUGUGGGAAGGUGAUGCAUGGUUGUAAGAACGUGAUACAACAGAAGGACGAUGAGGCUGUCGGGGAGAUCUGCUUCUGGGGCCGCCAUGUCUUCAUGGGCUACCUGGACAUGGAAGACAAGACCAGGGAGGUGAUUGACGAAUGGGGCUGGCUUCGCUCUGGAGACCUUGGGAAAAUGGACAGCGAUGGCUUCCUUUACAUCACAGGCAGGAUCAAAGAGCUCAUCAUCACCGCUGGGGGGGAGAACAUCCCGCCUGUCCCCAUUGAGGACUUGGUCAAGGAGAAGAUUCCAAUCAUCAGCUUUGCCAUGUUGGUGGGCGACAAGGCCAAGUUCCUCAGCAUGCUCUUAACCCUUAAGUGCCAGGUCGACCUAACCACUGGGGAGCCUCAAGAUGACCUUUCACCUGAAGCCCUGGAUUUUUGCCAGCAGUUGGGGAGCAAGUCAAAAAAAGUGUCAGAUAUUGUAGAUGGCAAAGACCCCCUCGUUUAUGAAGCCAUUAAGAAGGGCAUUGAUGCGGUCAACAAGGAGGCCACCUCCAAUGCCCAGAAGAUCCAGAAAUGGAUGAUAUUAAAUAAGGACUUCUCCAUUGUUGGUGGAGAGUUGGGUCCCACCACAAAAGUGAAGAGGCCCGUAGUGACCAAAAUGUACCAAGAACAGAUCGAGAGCUUCUACCAAUAGCUUCAGGCCAACCAGCCAGAAGCUGCCCGUCCUUGUAAAACUUAAUUUUUCCAGCCUGGUAGGCUGUGCAAUGAACACUUCCAAUCCUACAGACUGGCGCUGAUGUCUCUGUCCAAGCCAGCAUGUCCGUCUGAGAGACGUGCUUCUCUGGGAGCGAACAAAGAGAGAAUAUUCUUAUUUGUAUACAUGUUGUCCAUUAUAUUUCUGGGUAUUUAGCCGUCCAGUUGGUCUGAGCUUGAGAACCUGGGCUUUGGGUGGGUGGACCCGGCUACCUCAGUUCUUUUAGGCUGUCCCCCCUAGGGGGAGCCUAUGGGUCAGAGCACAUAAAUUAUUUAUUCUUUACCAAAGUUUUUUGGCACUGAAUGUCAAGUUCCUUGUCUGCCUGCAUCCAUCAAGGAGGGGGUAGAGAUGUGGGUAUGGGCCUCUUGUAUCAAGCAGAGAACUUUUGACAUUAAACAUACAAACCUCUCUCCCUUUCCAGUUUUCUCAGGGUACAUCCAGAGGAAGAGGGGGGCAUCCAAGCAUCCCAGCAGGCAAACAGGGAUCUCUUCCUCCCUCUCUCCCCAGUUUUACCAGCAUGAUGGGUGUUCCUUCCAUUUCCUUGGUGGUGGCUGUCACUGGGUUGCAGUCUGCACAACUGAUAUACUUGUGGGUUGCUCAGCCCUUCUGGCUUCCCCCCUCCCUGCCCAGGCCCCCUAAUAAACCAGACCAGCCUUACUACGUCAAUGUGACAGCCAAGCCAGGGACCAGAUGAUCUUGGAGAGACCAUGGGUAGGUAGCUGAUACCAGCAAUUUAUUCCCCCAUAGGCCCUUUGCCCCCUUAAUAUGGCCCCGUUAUACAGUUCUGGGAUUUGGCUGCUUUCCUGGAAUCUGCCAAAGACAAAGCAGAGCAUGGAAUAAGGGGCCAUUUCAGGAGGGUAGCAGCCAGUGGGAUUUCCAGGUUGGGAUAGCUUUGUAUAGGUUAUGAUUUUUGCAUAGGAUCUUGGAUUUAGAAUUAGAAGGACCUUUGGUGACCACUCCUCCCACUCCAUCAUUUUUCAGAUAAAGAAAAACUGGGGACCAGAGAGGGAAAGUACCUUCCCCAAAGUGAUACAAGGUUGUAAGGGGCAGAGGCGAGAUUCAGACUCAGGUUCUCAGACUGCAAAGCCCCUGCUCCUUUUCCACUGUAGCAUGAUGCCUCCCUUUCCUACUCCAGUUCCAAGUAGAGCAGUGGGAGACUUUUCCCUGCUUUUGACACAUACUAGCAGUGCUCAACUCUAAAAUGAUGGGGCUAAAUGGGAUGGUGUUCAGCUCUUCACCUACAAACCCCAUUUAAUGAUCAGGAAAGGUUUAUGGAGUCCAAUGGAUUCCUAAUAAGGUGUUGAAGAAAUUUUUAGAAAGGAAAUUGUGCCUGGAUUCUCUAGCCCUGUCAAAGUAACAGGAGCCCAGAGGAGUCCCCAGCCUUUGCUCUGUACCAGCAAUGGCUGAGCACCAUCAUAGCCAUGAUAGUUAACAUCUGUCUAGGGCUUGAAGGUUUGCAAAUGGUUGUCUUAUUUGAUCUCUCAUCUGUGAGGAAGGUGCUGCUGUUAUUUCCAUUUUAUAGAUGGGGAAACUGAAGUAGGGACAUAUAUAGCUAGUGUCUGAGGUUGGAUUUGAACUUGGGUCUACCUGCCUCUCAAGUGUGGCACUGUCCACUACGCUACUCUGGACUGAGCUCUGGUAAGGGCAUCCGUACCCUUUGUGAAAGCAUGGGACCGGCAAAUUGGAGGCACCUUGCUGAAUUAAAAGACUUGUGGCUUGAGGGGCCCGGUGAGUUGUAUCAGCAAGUGACAGAUGGCUUGGCAGGGGCCUUGAUCAUUUGGAGAGAUCUUGUCUGGAGAUAAGGCCGGCCUUUACCAGGUAGCUCGGGAAGCCAGCAGUCAGCCCUUGACUAGAUUACCUGAGACUUGUAUCCUCUGAAAUGGAUGGUGGGGUUCGGAUGUCACUGGGCUCCACUUUCCACGAGUGCUGUCAAUCAAUAAAGCUUUUCUUUGACAAGUUCC